Messenger RNA from Trichogramma pretiosum, 278 nucleotides. It is a transcript of the gene Tfb5, whose product is annotated as general transcription factor IIH subunit 5. Gene Ontology annotation, biological process: transcription initiation at RNA polymerase II promoter; nucleotide-excision repair, preincision complex assembly; nucleotide-excision repair. Lineage: Eukaryota; Metazoa; Arthropoda; Insecta; Hymenoptera; Trichogrammatidae. The transcript has 2 exons. Bases 49 to 267 code for a protein of 72 amino acids. The record is from RefSeq and is a predicted model, not a curated record. Gene Ontology annotation, cellular component: transcription factor TFIIH holo complex; transcription factor TFIIH core complex.
GUAAAGAAUAUAACCUACAAAAAUUUAUACAAACAAGUAGCCGUCGCGAUGGUAAAUCUUUUAAAAGGGAUUUUAGUAGAAUGCGAUGAAGCUAUGAAGCAAUUUCUUUUACACUUGGAUGAGUCUAUGACAUUGGGAAAAAAAUUUAUAAUUCAAGAUUUAGAUGAUACACAUUUGUUUAUAUCAGCUGAUAUUUUAGACGCUUUACGUGCACAAAUUGAUGACUUGAUGGACAAAAUUUCUUUUCCCACAGAUAAAGCAUUUUAAACAUUUAUAAU